Perognathus longimembris pacificus (Pacific pocket mouse) is the source of this 5494-nucleotide messenger RNA. It is a transcript of the gene Znf697, whose product is annotated as zinc finger protein 697. Lineage: Eukaryota; Metazoa; Chordata; Mammalia; Rodentia; Heteromyidae. The transcript is spliced from 4 exons. The record is from RefSeq and is a predicted model, not a curated record. Gene Ontology annotation, biological process: negative regulation of transcription by RNA polymerase II. Bases 853 to 2472 code for a protein of 539 amino acids. Gene Ontology annotation, molecular function: DNA-binding transcription repressor activity, RNA polymerase II-specific.
CCACUUGAGCCAAGGUGCCAUUAGUGGUUGAUCAUAGAUGAGUCUUGUGGGUUUGCCUGCUGGGCUGGCUUCAGAUUACAAUCCUCAACUCUCAGGCUCCUAGAUGACCAGCGUGAGUCAUGGGUGGCAGCUCACUGCUUGUUUUGAGCCAGAUGCUGAAAUUUGUGGAGAUGAGUCUGGUGAAGGCUGACUAGGCUUCUCUUUUCCUGAAUAAGAAAACACCAACAACAAAAGCCUCAAAAGCAGGUGCAUAAAGGCAUUGGUAGUGGUAUAAUGCCAAGCACAGGGGACAACAAUCAAAAGCAAAGAUAAGAAAGAAACAGGCAGAACUUCCUCAUCAGAAAUCAUUGGAGGAGGCAUCCCCUGUGAGAACUCAGAGGUCCUUCUUUGCUGGGGGGUGGUGUGGGGGUUCUUUCUGUCUAGACGCUCCCCAGGGCACUGGCAAGGCCCUAAGGCCCCUGCUCUGAGCUCUGGUCCACUGUUUACUCUAUAGGAUGACAAAUGAUUAACCCCUGGAAUCUUUUAUUAGACCCCAGCUCUGGUCAUGAGUUUAGCCUUUUGAACCCAGGCUGAAAUUGUUUUUUCAGCCUCUGCCCCAACUGCAGUCCUUGCCUGGCCUCUAGCAUGGACAGAGUUCCCUCUGCACAGUGUGGAGGUCAGGGGCCUGGGAAGCAGCCAUGUCUCCCAUCAGAGGCAAUAGCCACUUUAGUUCUAGGAGUUUCUGGUGGUAUGCUUAUUUGAUUCCUUUAUAGAGCAGGCACCCGUGGACACUUCCCUUGGCCUUUUCUUCUGGGGUGGAACAAGAAGAUAAUCAGGCUGUUGUGUGAACACCAGGACUCAGGGAUCCACGGAAUGGGCUCUGAUUUUGAGAACUCUGAGGACAGGGAAGGAGACCUAGAAGAAAGAAGAAUGGACUCUAAUGCACAGGAAGCAGAAGAGAGAGGCCACCUAGAGCCAGAGAUGGCCUCAAACCCACUGGAUGAAGCUCUGAGAGGGAGCUCUCCCGAGGACGAACUAGUGCCCAAUAUCUGCAGAGAGGGGCCUUGUCCGGAAGACAGGGGCGCGGGCCGACGCUGCGUGGCGAACCCGAGGGUGCUCCGGGGACUGUGGAGGCCCGACUGCAGAUCCCGGAGUCCCGGGGAGGAGGAGGAGGCACCGCAGGAGGAGGAGGAGGAGGAGGAGGCCCUGCAGGAAGAUGAGGAGGAGCAGCGGGAGGACCAGCCGCCCCCUCCCGUCCUCCCAUGGAGGCGCCAGCUUUCCCUGGGCAGCCGGCUUCGGGGCGACAAGCCGGCCCCGCGCCGCUUCCACCGGCCGCAGCUGCCCCUGGCCGUGGACCUCGGGGAGUUGGACAGCCUGGUGGCCAGCAUCAUGGACGCCCCCACCAUCUGCCCGGACUGCGGGGAGAGCUUCAGCCCGGGUUCUGCCUUCGCGCAGCACCAGCGCGCGCACAGACUGGCAGAGGCGGCGGCGGGCCUGGGGCGGUUCGGCCUGGCGGGGGAGUGCGGCGCGGCGGCGGGCGUGGCCGGCGCGGCGGCGGGCGUGGCCGGCGCGGCGGUGGGCGUGGCCGCGGCGCCGGCGCGGGCGCGGCCCCCGCGGGAGAAGCCCUUCCGCUGCGGCGAGUGCGGAAAGGGCUUCAGCCGCAAUACCUACCUGGCCAACCACCUGCGCCUGCACGCGGGCGAGCGGCCCAACCUGUGCGCCGACUGCGGCAAGAGCUUCAGCUGGCGCGCCGACCUGCUCAAGCACCGGCGGCUGCACACGGGCGAGAAGCCCUACCCGUGCCCCGAGUGCGGCCAGGCCUUCAGCCUCAGCUCGCACCUGCUGAGCCACCGGCGGGCGCACGCGGCGGGCACGGGCGCGGGCGCGGGCGCGGGCGCGGCGCCACGGCCCUUCGCCUGCGGCGAGUGCGGCAAGGGCUUCGCGCGCCGCUCGCACCUGGCCAACCACCAGCGCAUCCACACCGGCGAGAAGCCGCACGGCUGCGGCGAGUGCGGCAAGCGCUUCAGCUGGCGCUCGGACCUGGUGAAGCACCAGCGCGUGCACACGGGCGAGAAGCCCUACAUGUGCUCCGAGUGCGGGGAGACCUUCAGCGUCAGCUCGCACCUCUUCACGCACAAGCGCACGCACUCGGGAGAACGCCCCUACGUGUGCCGCGAGUGCGGCAAGGGCUUCGGCCGCAACUCGCACCUGGUCAACCACCUGCGCGUGCACACGGGCGAGAAGCCCUUCGGCUGCGGCCAGUGCCACAAGCGCUUCGGCGACUUCUCCACGCUCACGCAGCACCAGCGCACGCACACGGGCGAGAAGCCCUACGCCUGCGCCGAGUGCGGCAAGAGCUUCAUCCAGAGCUCGCACCUCAUCCGCCACCGCCGCAUCCACACGGGCAACCGGCCGCACAAGUGCACCGCCUGCGGCAAGGCCUUCCGCUACAAGACGCACCUGGCGCAGCAUCAGAAGCUGCACCUGUGCUAGGCGCGGGCCGGGAACCCUGCACGGACAAGUGGGGGGACGCCGGGCCCGGGGUUGCCUGGUCACGGACCCUGCACAAACAAGUGUGUGUGGGGGAUGUAUCUUGGAGGAGGCAGUUGUUUUGGGGUGCUAUGUUGUGCCUACCUCCUUCUGGUGGAUGCAUUUCUGGGAGAUGUGCGUGAGUCCACCCGUAACCCCAUAGGUGCAGCCGGUACGGGAAGGAAGAGCGGGACUGCUGAGGCUCUUGAGGAAUGGGAUUGGGUGGGGAGCACAGAGGAGGAGGGCGGGCAGCAGAGCAGGGUGGUCGGCUACACUUUGUGGGGAUCAGUGCAGAAGAAAGGUGUGGUUAGAGAACGAUUCUCUCCUGUUUCCACCAGAUGGCAAAACCCGUGUCCACCCUUACCCUCCCCCCCUCAGUGGAAGUGGGAGAACCUUUGUAAUUCAGUAUGAGGGGAUACUUAGUAUAAAUUCCUCCUAUCCCCUUGUCUGUGAGCCUCAAGUUAGCUGCUAUUUCGAUAAAUCCAGGGGAAAACUGAGCAGAAACGCGCGCGCGCGUGCGCGUGCACACACACACAUACACACACCUUUUAAGGGGUGACUCUGCUGCAAGUUAGAAAACCACUUGUAACCACUUCUCAGCUCCCUUGGUAAAUGCUUCGUCUGGCUCCUUGAAAACACUUUUAGCUCCCUGCUGGGUCCAGGUUGGAUGACCUGCCCCUUACCUCCGAAGUCAGCUGUGUGCCAGGCCCCCUUGUCAAUGGGGGGAGGGGGACAAAACCAUCUCCUUUCCCAGGUCAGCCUGAUUGAUGAUGGGUGCAUGGCCAGUGACCCCCAGACCAUCAAGUGCUGCUUGGUCUUAUGUGACAAAUCCAGGAAGGCAAAGAUGGCUUGUGGGAUAAAAGGCCCCUUUGUCUCAUUCGUCUCCGCUUUGCAUGUGUGUACCCUGACCCCACUAACCCCCAACUCCAGCUAUGUGAAUGAGGGAAUCUAGUCAAAGUAGGAUUCACCGCCCCCAUAUGUGUAGAGGCAUCAUAGACAAAUCAAGACUUUACACAGGAAGGCAUAGUCAGGGAGAAGUGUAAAUGCAAAAUUGCCAAAUAGCACAAGUAAUUUAUGUUUUCUAGUUGUUACAUUGAUGCCAAAAUAGCACUUUCUCAUUGCAAAGUGCUUUAUGCUUUUUAAUGAUAGUUUCUCAUGUCUUUGUGAGGUGAAACAGUAUUAUGACCUGUCUUAGGAAAGGCUUAGAGAUAGUGCAGUGAGCUGCCCUAAAGGAAGGCUGAGGAUUGUGAAUAGAUGUGUUUUCCAGCUCCUCUGCUAGGGAGACUUACCCAUUAGGAUUUAUAGAAUAAAAUAGGGACACUGAAUAUUCUUAUACUUGAUGGAGAACUCAAACCUAGUCCAGGAGGGCCAAAGAUGUCCUUAUUGACAAAGCUGGCCUUUGUCACCUUACUCAACUGUCCUAGCUAUGUUCCAUUUCUAGUAGGGGGCUGUAGUUAGAUGACUCUUGUAUAGAUUCCAGUUCCCUACACUGAAAAUCCCUCUCCUAGGUUAGCCUCUAGAAGUUAGAGUUGUGGAAAGCACUGUUGUUUUCUGAACAUUUCUUAUACAGUAUGAUUAGUGGAAGCAUUAUCACAAAUCCUUGGGCACCAUUGAAAGGGGAAAACAGCUAAAAGAUUAUUCAUACAGUUCUAAAACUAUACGUUUCUGUGAUUUUAUUGCUAUUAAUUUGUAUUUGAUCAUUUGUAUUUUAGCAAUAAACCUUUUGGGGAUUAUUGGAAAGCAUGUUUUUGUUAUAACAACACAAUAAUAUAGAAUUUGGGCUUGUAUAUUGCCUGUUGAUCUUGUCCUCUUAAUCAAUUUAUUGUUAUUCACAAAUGAUGGUCCUGUUAGGGAUACUUAUUUUCUUUUUAGUUAUGCAAGCAAAGUGUCCAUUAUUUAUUCUGACUCUUGUCUGAAUUCCAAGUAUUCUAAGGACCUUCAUAAGAACAAUAUAGCCAGUUUGUAGGGAGUCUUGUUCCUUUUUGUGUUUUCCCCCCUCCCCCCCCCCAUUCAUCUACCUCUGGCCUGGCAGUUUUAAGUUCUCACAAGUCUGUGCCUGUGAAAUCUCAUCCAACUUUUGGUUGCCCGUGAUUGUUUUUCUACUUUACGGGUUAUUUGGUCUUUACACAUGGUCUAGCCAGCAUCUCAUGUGUGCCAUUAUCUGCAACUUUAGAGAGAAGGUUCAAUGGGGAGUGGUUGGAGCAUAUGGAAAAUAAAAGUAUUGGAAAUCAUUGUACUUAAUUUGCCUCUCUUGUUUUAUCUUUCAUCACAAGACACAGCUACUAUCUCUGGUGAGCAAACACCUUAGCAGAAGAAAGCUGUUCACCUACCCACUCCCCACCCCAGGGUGUAUUUCGAAUGUGAUUCCAUUUUUUUCUUGCACCUCUUCAAGGAACAUACUUGGAUCUGGAGGUCGUUUGUUGUCUUCAGUCUUGGAAUGAUAGUUUUCUUUGGCAAAUCCUAUUGACUGUGGUUGGCCCUGAGAAAUGUUCUUCUAAAGAUUCCUGCCUCCAAAUCAUAAUGCUGGAAGCAAGUGUACUGUUUGUUUCAUUGGCAGUUUGAUCAAGAGCAGGCUGCCCUUCUCUAAACAAAAACUGGAAUGGUGUAAAGGCUAGUUUGAUUAAAUCUCCAGUCUGACUCUGAGGAAGAGGAGCAGCUACCCCUCUGAGCCAUGUGUUCUCUGCAAUCAAGAGGCCAUACACAUCUGAAGAAAAGUACAAGUUAAUCUGUGUUCAUAGACAAUCUGAAUUGCGUUUCUGAAAUUUGUGCACAUGUUUUUUCACUGUAAUAUUGUUUUACAUCUGUUUGUAAAAAUAGGGAUUAACUUAAUGAUUUAAAGAGUAAUGGAUUUUGUGUGAAUGUGCUUGUGUAUGUGAGAGUUGCAUUGUUUUGGGGUUCUGUUAUUUAAUAAUGGUUCCUUGGACAGCCUCCUGGUGUUCAACAACCGAUAUAGAAUAUGUCUCAUUAAAUCCACAUCAGUCUUUUA